Molecule: messenger RNA, 2904 nt
Organism: Chironomus riparius
Lineage: Eukaryota; Metazoa; Arthropoda; Insecta; Diptera; Chironomidae
Source: the annotation of a GenBank genome assembly
AUGAAUACGUCACUAACUGCUGAUGUGAUCCGUAAGCUGUUUAUGGACUAUUUUGCUGAACAAAAGCAUAUUUAUGUUCAUUCGUCUUCAACAAUUCCUCUUGAUGAUCCAACAUUAUUGUUCGCAAAUGCUGGAAUGAAUCAAUUUAAGCCAAUGUUCUUAGGAACUGCAGAUCCAAAUUCUGAAAUGUCAAAAUGGGUACGAGUUGCCAAUACUCAGAAAUGUAUCAGAGCUGGUGGAAAACAUAAUGACUUGGACGAUGUCGGUAAAGAUGUUUAUCAUCAUACAUUCUUCGAAAUGUUGGGAAAUUGGUCAUUCGGAGAUUACUUCAAAAAGGAGAUUUGUACAUGGGCUUGGGAAUUCUUAACUGAUCGUUUGAAGCUUCCAAAGGAACGAUUGUAUGUUACAUACUUUGGUGGUGAUGAAAAGACUGGUCUUGAGCCUGAUUAUGAAUGCAAACAAAUCUGGGCUGAUUUAGGAGUUUUGCCUGCACAUAUUUUGCCCGGCUCAAUGAAAGAUAAUUUCUGGGAAAUGGGAGAAACAGGACCUUGUGGACCAUGUAGUGAGCUCCAUUUUGAUAGAAUUGGUGAUCGUAGUGUCCCUGAAUUAGUUAAUAUGGAUGAUCCUGAUGUUUUGGAAAUUUGGAAUCUUGUAUUCAUUCAAUUUAAUCGUGAAGCUGAUCAAUCACUUAAAUUGUUGCCUAAAAAGCAUAUUGAUUGCGGCAUGGGAUAUGAACGUCUCGUUUCAGUCAUUCAGAACAAAAGAUCCAAUUAUGAUACAGACAUUUUUAUGCCACUUUUUGAUGCUAUUCAGAAAGGAACUGGGGCACGUUCAUAUACAGGAAAAGUUGGUGCUGAAGAUAUUGAUGGAGUCGAUAUGGCUUAUCGUGUUUUAGCUGAUCAUGCUCGUACUAUUACAAUUGCAUUAGCUGAUGGUGGAUAUCCAGAUAAUACAGGUAGAGGCUAUGUAUUGAGAAGAAUUUUACGUCGUGCUGUUCGAUAUGCAACAGAAAAACUUAAUGCUAAACCUGGAUUUUUCGCAACUUUAGUCAACACAGUCGUUGAAUUGCUUGGAAAUACAUUCCCAGAAUUAAAGAAAGAUCCAUUCCAUAUUAUGGAUAUAAUUAAUGAGGAAGAACAGCAAUUCUUAAAGACAUUGACUCGUGGACGUAACUUACUAAAUCGCACAAUUGCUAAACUUAAAGACACAAAUGUAUUGCCUGGAGAUGUUGCUUGGCGUUUAUACGAUACUUAUGGAUUCCCAAUUGAUCUUACUCAAUUGAUGGCUGAGGAAAGGAACAUGACAAUUGAUAUGGUCGCGUACGAAGAAGCUAAACAGAAGAGUUAUAUCCUAUCGCAAGGCAAAGCAGCUAAUGCAACUGAUACAAUCAAUUUUGAUGUCUAUGCUAUUUCUGAACUUCAAGAAAAGAAAGUUCCAGUCACAGACGAUUCCUUCAAGUAUCGUUAUAAGGCUGAAUCAACAGAACCAAAAGCUGAAUAUGUGUUUGAAGGAUGCAGAGGUAAAAUCUUGGCAAUUAGAUGCAAUAAUGCAUUUAUUGAUGAAGUCACUAGUGGACAAGAAUGUGGAUUGGUUUUGGACAAGACCAACUUCUAUGCUGAGUCUGGUGGACAAAUUUAUGAUCAAGGAUAUUUCGUAAAAGUUAAUGAUGAAGGAAAUGAAUUUACAGUACGCAAUGUCUACAAUAAAGUCGGUUAUAUCGUUCAUGUUGGUAUCGUUGAAGGAACUUUACGCGUUGGAGAUGAAGUUGAUAUUAAUUUGGAUACAGUUCGUCGUUCCUUAACUAUGAAAAAUCACUCAGCUACUCAUGCUUUAAAUCAUUCACUCCUUAAAGUUCUUGGAAAUGAUACAGAACAGCGCGGAUCAUUGGUUGUUCCUGAAAAACUUCGAUUUGAUUUCACUAAUAAGAGCGCAAUGACUGUUAAGCAAAUCGCAGAAGCUGAAAAACGUACUCAGGAUGUUGUCGAACGUAAUGUCCAAAUUUAUGCUAAGGAAUCAAACUUGAAGGUCGCUAAAGCAAUUAAAGGAUUAAGAUCUGUCUUUGAUGAGGUCUAUCCCGAUCCAGUAAGGGUUAUUUCAUUCGGAGUUUCUGUAGAAGAUCUUGAAAAGAACCCCGAAGGCGAAGAAGGUGUUGAAACAUCUGUAGAAUUUUGUGGCGGUACCCAUUUACAUCAAUCAGGUCAUAUUGUUGACUUUAUUAUCACAAGUGAGGAAGCUAUAGCUAAAGGAAUCAGAAGAAUUGUCGCUUUGACUGGACCAGAAGCUGAAAAAGCUCGCAAAAAGACUGCCUUAUUGGAGAAUGAAUUGAAAAACCUUAAAUCUCAAAUUGAUGCUGCUGGAAAUGACAUCAACAUUAAGGAAAUGACAAAAUUGAUUGUCGACCUGACUGAAGAAGUGUCACAAGCUGUAAUUCCUUACGUAAAGAAAGAUGAGAUUCGUAACACAUUGAAAGAUUUAAAGAAAAUAUUGGGCGAUAAGGAUAAGGCUGUUAAAGCUGCUGUCUCGAAUGUUGUCAUUGAACAAGCCAAGCAGCUUUGUGAAGAAAAUCCAGAAGCUAAAUUCUUCGUUCAUAGAUUUGAAGCUUUCAAUAACACAAAAGCUCUUGAUUCUGCCUUAAAACAAGUCAAAACAUUAAAUGCUGAAACAUCUGCUUUAUUCGUGACUGUCGAUGAAGAUUCUAAGAAAAUCUUCUGUUUGGCUGCAGCAUCAAAAAGUGGAAUUGAGAAAGGACUUAAAGCUAAUGAAUGGGUUCAACAUUUAUCAGUUGUUAUGGGCGGCAAAGGAGGUGGAAAACCUGAUUCUGCACAAGCACAAGGAAGCAAUUUUGAUAAAGUCAAUGAAAUCUUGGAAUUGGCUAAACAAUUUGCAAGCUCAAAGCUCGAGUAA